GAGCUUCGCCAUGUGCCUGAUCCUAGAGAUGCAGCGUCUUGAACCGAGCCGCGUCACGGUGGAGGAUGAGCCAGCCGCCAACUUGCGGAACGUUAUCAACCAUAAGGCUGGCUGAGCUUAAGAACUUUGGCAUUUGCGCCCCAUUCAACCGGGACUUUGGUGCUCUACCGGGUCCAAUAGGUGGCUGCCUAGCUUCUCGAAGGAUUCGAGGGGCUUUUCAUCCAGUCACGCGGCACGGCGCUGUAGUACCGAAGCAAGCCAAUACCAAAGUCCCAGAGCUGAGCCUCAUUCUGCAUUUCGUGAUGAGCGUCUGCCAUGUCGGAGAGCGAACGCUCUGUAGGGCGAGUUGGAUAUAAUAUCCACGACUUCGGACGUGAGUUCGGACGGAUUAAGUAGACAAGCUUCAAAACACGCGACUCAUUUCAGACAAACAAUGGCUACCCCAACACCUACCAGUGCGUCUCCUGCGAGCGUGUCUUCGUCCGACUCGUUGCCAUCAUGCACAACGGCAGUCCCGGGCAAGUACGGACACGUCCCGAUCGACGCCUGCAAUUCGUACUAUGCCUUUGAUCCUAGUUUUGGAGGCAAUGUCGCGUUUGCCGUUCUCUUUGGCCUGUCGUUUAUCGCACACAUUGCCCAAGCCAUUCUUUACAGAAAGAGAUUCUGCUGGGUUCUUUGCGUCGGCGCCUCGUGGGAACUUAUAGCUUUCAUUCUCCGGUCCCUCGGCGCCAGGGAUCAACAGCAGAUUGGUUACCAGAUUGGCGGUCAGCUCUUGUUCCUACUCGCUCCACUUUGGAUCAAUGCAUUCGCCUACAUGCUCUCCGCCAGACUCGUGUACCUCGUCCUGCCCGACCAGCGCGUUUUCCGCGUCAAAGCGACGGCCCUCACCAAGAUCUUCGUCACCAUGGACGUCGUCUGCUUCCUGGUGCAAGGGGCGGGCGGCGCGAUGAUGUCCAACACGGAGACCGCAUCGGACGACCCCAUCCUGCGGACCGGCAAGCAGGUGUACAUGAUUGGGUGCGGCUUGCAGCUCGCUUUUAUUGUCGUCUUUUGCGGGCUCAUGGGUCGCUUUUACGCCAAGAUGAGGCGGGCACAGAGAUUCGACCUCGAUUUGAAACGGAUCGGGGCCAUUGUGUUGGUGAUGUUUGUGGUGCUGGUUCUCAUCAUUAUCCGGAUCAUCUUUCGGUUGGUCGAGUUCGGACCGGGGGCGAACAUGGACAACCCGAUUCUGACAAACGAGAACUACGCGUUCGGGCUCGACGCACUGCCGAUGGUGCUCGCGCUCAUGUUGCUCAACGCUGUGCAUCCGGGUAUUGUGCUCAGGGGCGAGAACAGCGAGUUUCCUCGGCUGUCGAGGAAGGAGAAGAAGCAGGUGAAGCUUGAGAGGAAGGCUGCCAAGAGAGAGUCCAAGCUGGCCAAGAAGGUGGCGAGGGAGCAGAACAAGAAGGAUAAGGCGACGGGCUUGGAGGUGGAUAGUGAUGAGGGUAACUAUGUUGCCAUGGAAGAGAGGCCGUUGGCGGCGGACGAAUAUGACAGCGAUGACAGGACUGGCGGUAGGGGAAGCCAUCAUGUCUAGAGGGAAACGAGACUGCCACUGUUCCGAGCCAAGGUACCUACUUACCGUGUCCUGGAUUGUGGCAUCAUGUGUAGAAUCAGUGU
Molecule: messenger RNA, 1659 nt
Organism: Colletotrichum acutatum
Lineage: Eukaryota; Fungi; Ascomycota; Sordariomycetes; Glomerellales; Glomerellaceae
Product: RTA1 domain-containing protein
Exons: 4
Coding region: 434-1576 (380 amino acids)
Cellular component (GO): membrane
Source: RefSeq, a predicted model, not a curated record